AGUUGCGCAGUGCUCAUCAAACCCUCUUACAGUGCGGUACGGUACACAGUACCGUUUGCCUAGUACCGGUAAGUGUUCCGUGUUUUGUCGAUACUUUCCCGGCUUCAACCCUCGUUGGAAGUGCACGUAAAUGACUGUUGUUGUGGACCAACAAUGAGUUAUUUGGAAAAAAUGGACCGCUACUUGGAUUCAUUGAAAAUUGGCAAGAGUGCAUUAGUAGACUCGUGGUUCAUGAUGUCAAGUCCCACGCCAAUCAUCUCCGUGGUGGUGCUGUACCUGCUGUUCAUCAGGAUCGGCCCUCGCAUGAUGAAGAAUCGAUCUCCAUUACGCAUCACCAAGCUGAUCAGUUACUACAACGCAUCUCAAGUUGUGCUGGCAGCUAUGAUUUGUAUCAAGGUAUUUAAGUUGAAUCUAUUCAGAGAUGGCAUACUGUAUGCAGGGUGUCGAUAUCCGUCCAAUACACAAAACCCAAUGUUACUAGACUUAGGCUGGUGGUAUUUCUUUGCCAAAUUUACAGAACUGCUCGACACUGUCUUCUUUGUGCUCCGGAAGAAAGACAAACAGCUCACGUUCCUCCACGUGUACCACCACGUAAUCAUGGCGCUCUACUCAUGGAGCUACCUGAAGUUCGCAGCGGGCGGGGAGGGAGCUAUACUCGCACUGCUGAACUCCAUCGUCCACGUAGUUAUGUACACGUACUAUUUGCUGUCUGGCUUGGGGCCAAGAUUCCAGAAGUAUUUGUGGUGGAAGAAAUAUGUUACAAAGAUGCAAUUGAUGCAGUUCGCACUGAUGCUGUCAUAUUGCGCAUGGACUCAUUACACUCCAAGAUGUCAAUACGCAGCUGGCUUCACUUACUUCAUUUCCAUUAAUGUGACAAUAUUCCUUCUGCUGUUUUUGAACUUCUACUCGAAAAACUACAAGAUUAGGAAGGAAGCGAUGAAAGAGAAUGGCAAAUUACAGAACGGUUUCUCGAACUCCGCCACUAACAAUCAUAAAAUAAACGGAGUCACAGAGAUAUGUGAUAACAAAGAGAACGGAGUAUGUCGAGAGACCAAUGGGAAAACAAUUAUAGAAGAUACACCGUUUGUAGCGUGUGGUGAUUAUAUUAAAGAUGGUAAAGUCUUAUUAAGUAGGCGCACAGCUAAAGCUGCUUAUGGUCCAGAAUACGAUUUUGAUAGCAUAACAAAUAAAUGAUUCUCCUAAAUGCAAUAAUUAGAUUGUUCAUUUGAGACUGAUGUUUGUGAUGAUGAUGAAGGAUAUUCUAUGGUAGCCUAAAUUACAAAUUAACAAAAGAAUUUAUUUCUAAGUAUAGCAGAGUAAGAUUUUGAGAGCGGUCAGUGGGGGUAAUAUUAUUGUUUAGUAUCUACGCAUACCAACAGACAUUGCCCAGAAAGAAAAAAAAAACCUGGAAUCUGGUCGCAGUGCUAUCGAACAGGUCAUAUUGUAAAUCUUAGCCACUUGGAUACACAUAAUAUUUUAUUAAAUAACAUUGAUCCAACUGUUUAAAAGGAGUGCGUACAAAAUAAUAACCUAUUUAAACAUUUUUGAAAACAUUUUCCCGAAUUAACUAAAAAAAGACAAGGGAACUGAAGUAUCGAUAUUAGAGAAAACUGAAUUAUUAUUGCAUUAAAAUAAUUACAUACACAAAAUAGAGGUUAAAAACCUAGUACCCAAAGCUUAGGGAAAUAGUAAGAGCAAUUUAUUUGGGAUGCGUUUUGACUAAUGCGCUGACAAACGGAGUGUAGUCAAGCGAAAACGUACAGGAAUAGACGAACAAAUUCUGGUGUCGUGUUAGUUCCAUGACGUCAUCUUUACAUAAUCCGAUAAGUCUAUUCCUGUAGGUAUCCGUUUACUCUGGCUUGCUUUGCGAAGUGGAAACGAAACGUAGGCAAAUUUAAAUUAGAUAAUUUGUAAUAUGUAAUAUGUUUUAAGCAGGUUGUAAUUACACUGUUUGCAACCAAAUGAAUUAUCAGUUACAGUUUUUAGAAAUUUAAGCACCUUUCUGACAGAAAUUACUGUUGAUACAAAUUAAUUUCUAUUAUUAUAUUUUGUAAUGUUUCUCCUUUGAUUUGACGUGAACUACGCGUAAAAGGUCUUCAUCUGUGUAAUACAAAUAGUUUGUGUUCGCGUCAAUGACCGCUUCCAAAAUCUCACCCUGUAUAUAUAAUAUUAGGGCUGCAAUUAUUAGGCGCUUGGGUAUUUUUAAAAUAACUAUAUGACGUGUGCUAGGAGACUAGGAGUCUAUUGUUGGAUUGUAAAUAGAACACCUAAGAUAAUUAAGGUGGAAACAUACUUAUAACAUGAAACACUAACGUGAUGGGUGUUCAGCCAAAUCAAAUCAUGAUAUUUUCUUUGAGAAUGAUACUUUAUUCAACGCAAAGUCGUUUCCACAUGAUAUCAGAUCGAGUGACAUGUUAUAAGAAUGACACCACAUUUGUUUAGUAAGUUCGAUUAAUUUGCGACCAUGCAGAAGCAGGGUAAUAAUUUUAUUGGCAUAGAUAUUAUAUAUUGUAGUCGCAAAAUACAGCGAAUGUAAUUUAAGGGUACAGUCUCACUAGGCGUGUAAAUUACAUCUGAACGAUUUAGCAUAUAAUACUAUAAAGGAAAAAUGAGGAGGUUUUGAGCGCGGAAUAGCUCAGUGAUCAAAUCAAUAUUUACUAGAUAUAUAAAAUACCCUAUGUUCUAUUUACUUAUAGAACAAUGAAAAUGCUGCGCCAUAAAGUCUUUACUACUGGAAAAAACGACACCGAACGGGUCACAGAUUGACAAAACACAUCAUAACGUAACCUCCUAUUCGCAAGUCAGAUAUUGAUGGUUUACUGACACACUAACGAUAUGCGAGUAAAAUGUUAUUUAGUGUCGUAGGGAAUCAUCGGGCAAAAAUGUUAAUUUUUUGGUCAAUACGCAGUUUUUAUACCAAUCUUUAUGAAACUUUGACAUUCGAAUAACUACUAGGGUACAUAAUGAAAAGUCCUGGCUGAGAAUUAUUACGCAAGCGUUAAUUAAAUGCCUAAUGAAACUGUGCCUUAUCUCGAGCAAAACGCUAAGGCCGCAUCUGCAUUGACGGUUAAACUCUAAUUUUUUUAUAACAACAUCCUAUUAAGCCAAGUUCCAAGACGACCGAAACGCAAAUGUAUUUGUUUAUCUAUCAAUAUGGAUUCAGCCUUAUAUGACUACUAAAUUAAAGCUUUAAAGGUUCAAAUAAUUAAUUAAA
Molecule: messenger RNA, 3214 nt
Organism: Pararge aegeria (speckled wood butterfly)
Lineage: Eukaryota; Metazoa; Arthropoda; Insecta; Lepidoptera; Nymphalidae
Product: elongation of very long chain fatty acids protein 7-like
Exons: 7
Coding region: 154-1194 (346 amino acids)
Biological process (GO): fatty acid elongation, polyunsaturated fatty acid; sphingolipid biosynthetic process; fatty acid elongation, monounsaturated fatty acid
Cellular component (GO): endoplasmic reticulum membrane
Molecular function (GO): fatty acid elongase activity
Source: RefSeq, a predicted model, not a curated record